AUGUCUACACCCGAACAACAAUACGCAAGCCUAGUUAAGGGCCAGAACCUCUCUACUGAUGACGUCCUCGCUGCUUUUGAUAAGUUGAAGCCGGUCAAACCUGAGCAGUUCGUUGGUAGCUGGAAAGGGGCGAAUGUGAAUACAAAUCACCCGACUGAGGAAAAGCUUACUGGCAUGGGCUGGGCUGGAAAAGAUUUCAGAUCCACGGAGGAUGUUGAUCCGAUCAUGGUGACUGAUGAGAGUGGGAAGCGGGUUUGGAAUGAGUCUUGGGGUCAUGCCCGCCUUCGCCAGAUUGAGUGGCGCGGUGUGCUUUCUACUGCGAUGGUUUAUGAUGAUUUUCCGAUUAUCGAUUACUUCCGCUACGUGAAUGAUGACUUGCUUGCUGGUGCGAUGGAUGCUAAGACUUCUGAUGCGGGGACUUAUUAUUUCUACUUAUACAGGGAGUAA
This is a messenger RNA of Penicillium atrosanguineum, 447 nucleotides long. Its product is annotated as DUF4334 domain-containing protein. NCBI's taxonomy places the organism in Eukaryota, Fungi, Ascomycota, Eurotiomycetes, Eurotiales, Aspergillaceae. The transcript is spliced from 3 exons. The record is from RefSeq and is a predicted model, not a curated record. The coding region runs from base 1 to 447 and encodes 148 amino acids.